Molecule: messenger RNA, 2899 nt
Organism: Exaiptasia diaphana
Lineage: Eukaryota; Metazoa; Cnidaria; Anthozoa; Actiniaria; Aiptasiidae
Product: acyl-CoA dehydrogenase family member 10
Molecular function (GO): flavin adenine dinucleotide binding; oxidoreductase activity, acting on the CH-CH group of donors
Source: RefSeq, a predicted model, not a curated record
GAAAUCUACAAUGCCAUGAAUGAAGUUCUUUUCAAKAUACACAAUGUUGAUGUUGAAAGARCAGGUCUUAGUGACUACGGCAAGAAAGGAAACUACAUUCGUCGUCAGAUCGAUCGAUGGAGUAAGCAGUACCAUGCCAGUAAGACACGUGACAUUCCCGCAAUGAACCAGUUGAUACAGUGGUUAAGUGAUAAUGUUCCUGAAGCKGAUAAAACUACUGUAGUUCACGGAGAUUUCAGAUUGGAUAAUCUUAUAUUCCAUGAAACCAAGCCUGAAGUCACGGCCGUGUUAGACUGGGAGCUAUCCACMCUUGGAGAUCCUUUAUCUGACUUGGCYUACAACUGCCUYCCUAAUCAUCUUCCGUCUACAUUCCCUACUCUAAAAGGUUUCAACGAUAUUGACCCAGAACCCCUCGGGAUCCCAAAUGAUGUUCACUAUAUGGAAAUGUACUGCAAAAGAGCUGGAAUACCUUCCCUAACAAACUGGAACUUUUACAUGGCAUUCUCAUUCUUUAGAGUCGCUGCUAUCCUCCAAGGCGUUUACAAAAGAGCAUUAGAAGGUCAAGCAAGCGGUGAGAAUGCUAAAGCUGUAGGACUGCUUGCAGAAUUCAUGGUAUUAACUGGUUGGUCGUUCGCAUCAGGGGACGACAAGCCAUGUGGUUUUGAUAAGCCAUUGGGAGGAAAGAGAAUGUACAGUACCAGCAGUACAAAGCAAGUACCAUCGUUUCUUGCAACAUCUGUCUGUGAUCUUUCUCCUCGAGUGCAAGCUUUCCAUAAACAAGUCAAAGACUUCAUAAGGGUAAACAUUAGUCCGAUAGAGGAAGAACUUGAUAAAUACUACAUGUCAAAUGACCGAUGGACGCCACAUGCAAAGAUUGAAGAAUUAAAGGAUAACGCCAAACAAGCUGGACUGUGGAACUUCUUCAUUCCUAAAGAAGCAGAUGAAGAAGGUCAAUAUGGUCCUGGCCUGACUAACAUGGAGUAUUCGUUCCUGUGUGAAGAGAUGGGCAAGUGCUUGUAUGCUUCCGAGGUUUUUAACUGUUCGGCCCCAGACACCGGAAACAUGGAAGUAYUGAUUCGAUAUGGKACACAGGACCAGAAGGACCAAUGGUUAACGCCUCUACUUGAUGGUCAAAUACGAUCGUGCUUUGCUAUGACGGAGCCACAGGUGGCGUCUUCCGAUGCUACAAACAUUCAAUCAUCAAUACGAUUAGAUGGUGACCAGUAUGUUAUCAAUGGCAGGAAAUGGUGGAUAUCUGGUGCUCUUCAUCCAAAAUGCAAAGUCGCCAUCUUCAUGGGAAAGACUGAUCCUGAUGCACCAAAACACAAACAACAGGCCAUGAUUCUUGUUCCCAUGGAUACACCUGGAGUGUCAGUCAUUCGUCCUCUGUCAGUAUUUGGCUACGAAGACGCUCCAGCUGGUCAUGCUGAAAUACUGUUUGAGGAUGUGAGAGUUCCUAAAGAGAAUAUUUUACUUGGACCUGGACGAGGCUUUGAGAUUGCUCAGSGUCGACUAGGGCCAGGUCGCAUCCACCAUUGUAUGCGACUCAUUGGGCAAGCAGAACGUGCCUUGGAAUUGAUGGUUGAUAGGGUUAAAAACCGUGUCGCUUUUGGGAAGCCACUGGCUGCACAAGGUACCAUUCUAGCUGAUAUUGCAGCAUCGAGAAUUGAAAUUGAACAGUCAAGACUGCUGACUCUAAAGGCAGCUCAUCUUAUGGAUACUGUGGGAAACAAGGCAGCAGCUCCUGAGAUAGCGAUGAUCAAGGUGGCUGGUCCUCAGAUGGCACAAAAUGUUAUCGAUAGAGCAAUGCAGGCAUUUGGCGCCGCUGGACUGUCUUCAGAUCAACCAUUGGCGCAGUUCUUUUCUUGGGCCCGCGUUUUACGACUAGCGGAUGGUCCUGACGAGGUUCAUGCGCGAGCCGUAGCUCGUUUGGAGCUGAAAAAAUGAAGCACUAAUUCAUAGUAUUGAUCGUUUUCACCCAUUCCCAUUUGAUUCAAAAGAUAAAAGACCGGCGGCCAUGUUGGAGGAAUGAACAAUGGAUAUUAAUGAGAUAUCCUUUGUUUAAGUUCCUCCAAGAUGGCCGAUGUGACGUAACUUGUAAACGAAGAAUAUAUUUUUAUCAGUCGGUGUGUUCUUUACAAAUCAGUAGGGAUAGCAGAAGCUGGUCUUACUCAAUGUCAUUAUGACACAGGAAUACAAGACCAUGUUGGAUCUCAAUGUAUCCUUCUACAGAAAGAAAUUGAAUAAGCAUAAAAAUAAAGAUAAUAAUAGCUUGUUCAUGUAUCAUUGGAUGCAUGCUUCUCAAUUCCGAGGAGAUUAGAUUUGAAAAAGCAUUCUGCUAAUUUGUUGACGUCAAAGUGUGCAUAAAAUUCAUUAUACAAAAAUUACCUUGUGUUAAUUUCUUAUUUUUAUGUGCAAUAUAUCUACAAAUCUCUACAGUUUUGGGAGCAUUACUUAAGAGCACACGUAGUAAGAACAAAUUGAAAUUUUGUAAAAACAACACACUUUGGCGUCCCCAAAUUAGUAUAAUUAUUUUUUCAGCGUGAUUGUCCCGCGACAAUAACCACUUUGCUAUCGCGAAGUCGAAUUGUACGUGGAAACAGUCUUGCGAUUGUGAGGCGAAAGAAAAAAAAAACGUGAAGAUGCAGCUAAUUCGAAACACAGGUGAUAGUUGAGCGAUGAUCGCCGAGACAAUCGCGCUGCAAAAAAAAAACAAUUGUAAACGAGCCUUAAGAAUUGUGAAGCCUGCAUCCAAUGACACUUGGCCAAGCUAGUAUUAUUUUUACAUCAAAGUAAUAAAUUAGUCUAACAAGAAAUGAUGGCAAUGAUGUUUUACUUACAGUAUUUCUAGAUUUACAAGUAAAAAUAAAAUAUCUAUAGUUCAAAAGUGGUGAAUUAA